Messenger RNA from Hyaena hyaena (striped hyena), 3555 nucleotides. It is a transcript of the gene BBS9, whose product is annotated as Bardet-Biedl syndrome 9. Gene Ontology annotation, biological process: cilium assembly. The transcript is spliced from 23 exons. The record is from RefSeq and is a predicted model, not a curated record. Gene Ontology annotation, cellular component: membrane; BBSome. Bases 480 to 3146 code for a protein of 888 amino acids. NCBI's taxonomy places the organism in Eukaryota, Metazoa, Chordata, Mammalia, Carnivora, Hyaenidae.
CGAAGAUGGCUUGGAGUUAGGGAGGAGUGGGGAGGUGUCCCUUCCGCCGUUGCUGUCCUUUAUCUGCUGCAUCCCACUGAGUGCCUCCCUCACCAUUUCCUCCUCUUUGUGAGAAGCAGGACUUGCCGUUGUUCUGGCCUGCCUGGUCUCUUCCAAGGGAUUGAUGCCGUUUCCCUUGCUUAUCUCUGGGGUUGACACAGAAGGGAUGCGGGUUUACUCCUUGUGAGUGUCACUCCAACUCUGUGGAGCUGGUGGUGCUGCCUGGUGAGGCUCCACGUCUCCGCCUGGGACGUGGAACAGGUUGGAGCAGGGGAACGACAGGGAAGAGUGAAGCGAGGGGUUGCUUUUCUCUGCACCCUCCGUUCUUGGUCUCGUCUUUCCAGCCCUGGGACCCUGGCGGGCGUUCUUACAGGGAGAUCUGCAGAGAGUUCCAGGAAAGGUGGAGCAGGACCCACCUGAUUCGGCGUCAGUGAACGAAAAUGUCUUUAUUUAAAGCCCGUGAUUGGUGGUCUACUGUUCUGGGAGAAAAAGAAGAAUUUGAUCAAGGCUGUUUGUGUUUGGCUGACGUUGACAAUACUGGAAAUGGACAAGAUAAAAUAAUUGUGGGUAGCUUUAUGGGAUACCUAAGAAUCUUUAACCCUCAUCCUGUAAAAACAGGAGAUGGAGCUCAAGCUGAAGAUAUGCUUCUAGAAGUGCAUCUACGAGAUCCAAUACUGCAAGUGGAAGUAGGAAAGUUUGUUUCAGGUACUGAAAUGCUUCAUUUGGCUGUGUUGCAUUCUAGAAAACUUUGUGUCUAUUCUGUCUCAGGAACCUUAGGUAAUGUGGAACAUGGGAACCAAUAUCAGAUCAAAUUGAUGUAUGAACAUAAUCUUCAGAGAACAGCCUGCAAUAUGACUUAUGGAUCAUUUGGUGGUGUGAAAGGUCGAGAUUUAAUUUGUAUCCAGUCUAUGGAUGGGAUGCUGAUGGUGUUUGAACAGGAAAGCUAUGCUUUUGGGAGAUUUCUCCCUGGUUCACUUUUACCUGGCCCUCUUGCUUACAGUUCUCGUACUGAUUCCUUCAUUACUGUCUCUUCCUGCCGUCAAGUGGAAAGUUACAAGUACCAAGUACUUGCUUUUGCAACGGAUGCAGAUAAAAGACAGGAGACUGAACAACAAAAACUUGGUUCUGGAAAAAGACUUGUUGUGGAUUGGACUCUAAAUAUUGGAGAGCAAGCCCUCGAUAUAUGUAUUGUCUCUUUCAAUCAGUCAGCAUCUUCUGUAUUUGUUCUUGGUGAAAGAAACUUUUUUUGCCUUAAGGAUAAUGGACAGAUUCGAUUCAUGAAGAAACUUGAUUGUAGCCCAAGUUGUUUCCUCCCAUAUUGCUCAGUUUCUGAAGGAACAAUAAAUACUUUGAUUGGAAACCAUAAUCAGAUGUUGCAUAUUUAUCAGGAUGUGACACUGAAGUGGGCCACUCAACUUCCCCACAUUCCUGUGGCAGUAAGAGUGGGCUGUUUACAUGAUUUAAAGGGAGUGAUAGUCACGCUGAGUGAUGAUGGUCACUUGCAGUGUUCAUACCUGGGGACAGACCCUUCUUUGUUCCAAGCUCCAAAAGUUGAAUCUAGAGAACUACACUAUGAUGAACUUGAUAUAGAAUUGAAAGAACUUCAGAAAAUCAUCAAAGAUGUUAAUAAAUCACAAGGUAUUUGGCCCAUGACUGAGAGAGAAGAUGACUUGAAAGUUUCUGCUGUGGUUUCUUCUAACAUUGAUACAGUGUCUCAAGCUACCGAUGUUGAAGUGGGAACUGACCUUGUCCCUUCAGUCACAGUUAAGGUCACAUUGCAGAAUCGACUGGCUUUGCAAAAAGCCAAAUUAUCAGUUUAUGUGCAACCACCAUUAGUAUUGACUUGUGAUCAGUUCACCUUUGAAUUUAUGGCACCAGAGAUGAGUAGAACAGUAGCCUUUUCUGUUUAUCUGAAAGGGAGUUAUACCCCACCUGAAUUGGAAGGAAAUGCUGUUGUUUCUUAUUCCAGACCAUCAGAUCAAAAUCCUGAUGGCAUUCCUCGGGUUAUCCAAUGUAAAUUUAGACUUCCUCUGAAACUAAUCUGUCUACCAGGUCAGCCUUCAAAAACUGCAAGCCACAAACUAACUAUUGAUACCAACAAAUCUCCAGUCAGUCUUCUCAGUCUCUUUCCAGGCUUUGCCAAUCAGUCCGAUGACGAUCAGGCGAAUGUAAUGGGUUUUCGCUUCUUAGGAGGUUCCCGAGUUACUCUUCUUGCUUCUAAAACCUCUCAACGAUAUCGCAUCCAGAGUGAACAAUUUGAAGAUCUUUGGCUCAUAACAAAUGAGCUUAUUAUCCGCCUUCAAGAAUAUUUUGAAAAACAGGGAAUCAAAGAUUUUGCCUGUUCUUUUUCUGGAUGUAUGCCCCUUCAAGAAUAUUUUGAGUUGAUUGAUCAUCAUUUUGAGUUGCGGAUAAAUGGUGAAAAAUUAGAAGAACUCUUAUCUGAAAGAGCUGUACAAUUUCGGGCCAUUCAACGUCGACUAUUAACAAGGUUCAAAGAUAAAACACCUGCCCCCCUCCAACACCUGGACACCUUGCUAGAUGGAACUUAUAAGCAGGUAAUCGCUCUAGCAGAUGCAGUAGAGGAAAACCAAGGCAGUCUGUUCCAGUCAUUCACCAAGCUGAAAAGUGCCACCCAUUUGGUGAUUCUGCUGAUGGGGCUGUGGCAGAAGCUUAGCACCGACCAGAUUGCUAUUCUGGAAGCAGCAUUUCUGCCGCUGCAACAGGACACUCAAGAAUUGGGCUGGGAAGAAACAGUGGAUGCUGCCAUUUCCCACCUCUUGAAGACUUGCCUCUCAAAGAGUUCAAAGGAGCAGGCUUUGAACCUCAGCAGCCAGCUGAACAUACCCAAAGACACAAGCCGACUCAAGAAACAUAUCACCUUGCUCUGCGAUAGAUUAGCCAAAGGUGGACGGCUCUGCUUAAGUACGGAUGCGGCAGCCCCACAGACCAUGGUCAUGCCAGUAGGUGGCUGUACUACCAUCCCAGAAUCAGACUUAGAAGAAAGAUCAAUAGAGCAAGACUCCACUGAACUGUUUACCAACCACAAGCACCUCAUUGUAGAGACGCCCAUGCCUGAAGUUUCACCCCUCCAAGGAGUCUCGGAAUAGUUCAAGUAGAGUUGUCUGGUUGAGGGGAAGAUGGCUUUCUCAAGGCUGAUCCUGUGUGGACCUCAGGCCAAGCACAAAUGUAGGGCUGGCCCGGUGCUUCAUCCAUCUCACCUGCUCGGAGAUGAUACUAUGUAGACUAGGGAUUGGGAUUUUUUAUUAUUAUUAUUAUUGUGCGAGGAGGAUUUGUAAUACCCAAGGCAAGUCAGUUGAAACUUAGAAGGGAAAAAUAUUGCUGCUUUUUAGUCACCUGUAUGCUUGCAGCCAUCGGAUAUAGUGAGAGGACAUCUUUUGGGGACAGACUUUAUAAGGCAGAGACCUAGAUCCAAAGUAAUUUAAUACCCUGUUCUUUUCACAGAAUUCUUAUAUAGUAAAUGUAUCAACUUUAAUAAAGCAUCUCAUUGUCCAACAA